Didymella exigua CBS 183.55 is the source of this 360-nucleotide messenger RNA. RefSeq lists its product as uncharacterized. NCBI's taxonomy places the organism in Eukaryota, Fungi, Ascomycota, Dothideomycetes, Pleosporales, Didymellaceae. Bases 78 to 269 code for a protein of 63 amino acids. The record is from RefSeq and is a predicted model, not a curated record. The transcript has a single exon.
AACACUGGUACUGCUAGGCACGAUCUUAGGCGACUGGGAUGAGGCAAACAAGUGCCGUAUUGACGCUUGGGCGCUGUAUGUUGAUACUACAUUGGCAUCCUAGAGGUAAGAACGCAACUGCUGAUGCAUACCUGGACGAGAUACGCAACGAGCUCGAUGAUCUGAACAAUGCGCUUAAGGCAGACGCACCGGAGGAUUGGGAAGACGCGGAGGUAGCGACCGCUAUAAGUGUUGUGUGGACAACGCCACGGAGGCCAUUGAGGACAUGAGGGCGGAGUUAGAGUCCUUCAACAUGGCUUAGGGCGAGGACCCCAUCAUCGUUGGAGAAGAGCCCAUCGCACGACCCGUUACCAUGGCAGA